GUGGCCUUCUCUCGCUCCUCGAAAAUUUUCAGCCAUUUGCAUUUACACACCACUGCAAAUCAUCUUCUGCAGUCUUGGAUCGAAUUCUGUCUCUCAGUAACUCGCCGAUUCGAAUCAACGAUUCCAGGUAAGGCCUACUGCAAUCUACACCUCAAGUUUCUUCCGCCGUGUUUCCUUCUGAAGUCGAUCUCCUAUUCAUAACUGGAUUGUGAUCAGAUCCAACUUCUGAGCUAAUUACAGCACUGUAAUAUACUUUCAUCUCCUUUAGAUUUGUCAAGUGUGGAUCGCCAUGCCCUUUUUUAUGCGUUCAUGAGACUGUAGAAUAUUACGAUAUGCAGGGCCGGCCAAGAGGGUGUGCCGGCCCGCCCUCCGGCACAGGGCCUCCGAAUAUUAGGGGCCUCCACUUAGAUUCGUUAGUUACCGAUCGAAUAUUGCAGGUUGUUUUUUAGUGUAUGAUUGAUAGAUUAUGAACAUGAUGAAUAAAUAAUUUUAGCUAUAAUAACAAUUGAAAAAGAUCUCAUGGAGAAUACGAAAAUCAGAGAAAUAAUAGAUAAUUUUAAUUUAAACAAUAAAGAAAGAUAUUACAUUUUGAAUAAUGGUAUUAUAAUCAUUUUAGUUUUAUUAUAGUUAAAAGUCAAUUUGGAUCAUAUCUCAAUUUUAGAAUAGGGCCUACACGAUCCAUUAGAUAUACCUGCACCCACCUCUCGAUCAAUUUAUAUUAUUUUCAUUUCUCCAUUCAAUUUUUGCUUUAUAUCUAUUUUCUGUUCCCUCCAGAUUUACUUUUCUCCCUCCCUGCUAGGAGUGAGAAUUUGAUCUUGGUUUCUUGCUCAAACAGGAAGUGAGAUUGUUUAUUCAUUUUGAAAUCAUUUUCUGAACUUCUGUACUUUAUAAUUAUUUAAUAAAUUUAUUGAGAAAAAAUUAGGGGCCACAUGUUAAAUUUUCGAACAGGGCCUUCAAUUAUCAUGGGACGGCUCUGACGAUAUGUGUUUCAGGCGUCUGAUCGUUUGAGGUGUAACACAUAAUUAGCUUAUCGGAGUGAUGCUGCUUCUUCUUCUGAUUUAUUGCUACGAUGAGGAAUGAGGAAUCCGGUUAGGGUUUUUUUAGAUAGAUGGUUUAUGUUAAGUGUUUGCGGCUGAUUUGGUGAUUUAUGGAAGGAUUAUGUUUGCUGCUUGCUUUAGGAAGGUAUGUCGUCUUCUGAUCAGCCGGAGAAGGUUGAUAGAGGGAACAAGGAGGAGAAAGAUGACAAGGAAGAAGGUGGUGGAUUCUUGGGCAAGGUGAAGGGUUUCAUACAGGAUAUCGGGGAGAAGAUCGACGAUGCAAUUGGGUUCGGGAAGCCAACUGCUGAUGUGACUGAGAUACACUUCCCCUGCAUCAACCUCGACAAGGCGGAUAUAGUCGUCGAUGUGCUUAUCAAGAACCCUAACCCUGUCCCGAUCCCGCUGAUCGAUAUCAACUACUUGAUUGAGAGCGAUGGGAGGAAGUUGUUAUCUGGGCUGAUCCCCGAUGCUGGUACCAUUCAUGCUCAUGGCGAGGAGACUGUAAAAAUACCGCUCACUUUGAUCUAUGAUGACAUCAAGAGCACGUAUAAUGAUAUCGAGCCUGGAAGCAUUAUCCCGUACAGAAUCAAGGCUGACCUGAUUGUCGAUGUGCCUGUGUUGGGCAGGCUGACUCUGCCACUGGAGAAAACGGGAGAGAUCCCAGUGCCAUACAAGCCUGAUGUCGAUUUGGAUAGGAUAAAAUUCGAGAGCUUUUCGUUUGAGGAGACUGUUGCUUUGCUCCAUGUGAAGAUAGAGAACUUGAAUGACUUUGACUUGGGUCUUAAUUCGCUGGACUGCGAGAUUUGGUUGUCUGAUGUCAGCAUUGGAUGCGCUGAGCUGGGAAAGUCAGCUACCAUUGCUAAGAAGGGAAUAAGUUAUGUCGAUAUUCCUAUCACCUUCAGGCCCAAGGACUUUGGCUCUGCGCUGUGGGACAUGAUCCGGGGGAAAGGUACUGGAUAUACGUUGAAAGGGAAUGUCCAUGUGGACACUCCUUUUGGGGCAAUGAAGCUGCCAAUAAGUAAAGAAGGAGGCACGACUAAGCUGAAGAAGAAGAAAGAAGAUGGUGGUGAUGAUGAUGAUGAAGACGACGAGGAGUAAGGAACGGCGCUGCUUGCUACUGUGCCUGGGUGGGGAGUUGCUGUGUGGGUUUAGGGUGUGAAACAUAAUAAUAUAUGCAUAGUGAAUGCCAUAUUUGCAAUGAGAGGGAUGAACCAUGAGUUGAGUGGGAUGGUAAUAUUAUCGAAGAGGGAUGUGUGUUUCUAUUGCUAGUGACAUUACCACUCUUACUACCUGUACUAUUGUUUGAACCUUUGUAUUACUGGCAAGUAGCUAUGUCAUUGUAAAACUUGGCGUAUAAAAUUUCGUAUCUUUUGCACCAUUUCGAUUUUGUGGUGGUUCCUUUCCUGGGAUCACUUGUUGGGCACAUUUCAGAGCAUUAAGCACGAGACGAAGAUUAUCUGCUUCUUUUUCUGGCUCCCUGGUGUAAACACAAUUUCCUCUCUCUAACUGUUGCUAUUUUUCCUAUCUUUCUAAAGAGGUCGCUCAGCUAUCCCUUAAAAACGAAGAAACAGAGCGAAGGGUCAGAGGGAUCUGUAAGAGCUAAGAAGUAAAGCCCACUCCUUUCCUUCUUUUUCAACAUAAACACAUACUUCCUUCUCCUUCUUCUUCCUCUUCCUCUUCCUCUCUCUCCCCUGCUUUCCCUUCUUCUCCUUCUUCUCAAACAAGGAACCCUAUGGGCUGCCCCCUUUAACGUAAAAGAAUGAAUCUCUCUCUCUCUCUCUCUCUCUCUCAUGAGAUGAGAUGAGCUCGCUCCUCAUCAGUCCCUUAAAAACAGAGCAAAUUCACCAAAUCAUCAGCCUAUUGGCUUCUGCAAGGGAGCCUCAGAUUUUCGAGCUUAAACACUUCAAAGGUCCUAUCUCAUGUGAACUUCAAGGAUUGAUCGAAACAAAGCAGUAAUCAUCCGAAUCGGUACAGCCCAAUGCACGAGAACCAGAAACCCGAGACAUCCUGCAGCCUCGCCUCCACUCCCCAAGUUCGCAAUCUGAUGCUGGAAUUCCGGCCACCAAACCCAAUCCGGAAUCCAAAUCGCAAUUAGAUGCAGGAAUUUUGUCUCAAUUCGUGAAUGCACUAUGUUUUCUGUUGGUUUACUGUGUCUCUGUGCGAUCGUGCCUGGAUUUCCUUUCGUUUUCUCAUUCGUUCUGGCUACUCAAGGUGCCAAUUCAGCACAGGGUCAAUAUAUCGCAAAAAAGUCA
This is a messenger RNA of Linum trigynum, 3289 nucleotides long. The record is from the annotation of a GenBank genome assembly. NCBI's taxonomy places the organism in Eukaryota, Viridiplantae, Streptophyta, Magnoliopsida, Malpighiales, Linaceae.